This is a messenger RNA of Myxozyma melibiosi, 2915 nucleotides long. Its product is annotated as Spc98 family protein. Gene Ontology annotation, molecular function: microtubule minus-end binding; gamma-tubulin binding. Gene Ontology annotation, biological process: microtubule nucleation; mitotic cell cycle; cytoplasmic microtubule organization. The record is from RefSeq and is a predicted model, not a curated record. Bases 176 to 2767 code for a protein of 863 amino acids. NCBI's taxonomy places the organism in Eukaryota, Fungi, Ascomycota, Lipomycetes, Lipomycetales, Lipomycetaceae. Gene Ontology annotation, cellular component: spindle pole; equatorial microtubule organizing center; gamma-tubulin complex. The transcript has 4 exons.
ACACCAACUUUGAAGUCUGAAAUAUACGCAGCCGAGCGAGCUCUGUUUACGUGCCGAACCCAAAACAACUUCGCAUCGCGCGUCUUGUCCUCCGAAUUGAAUUACCCAGGCAUGUCCCAGACUCUGUAUCUGUACUGAAAAGAGCCUCCCUUGAUACUGUUCAGAAGCUGAAGCUAUGGCGACACAAGCGUUUGAGAACGGCACUUUACAUCGGCGCACGGAAUCGCGCGAGAUACUGUCGCAGAGCGACCGCGUUAACACAACCUCGCAUCAGCACACCCACGCCCACGCUCGCAGAUCUCGGUCGUUGAAAGUACCCGGGGACGUUAUUGCAGAGGCAAAGACGACAGGAGACCGUGAGAGGUUAUCGGGCCGCUCAAGUUCUACGCGACACAGAUCUCCUACGCGUUCGGAAUCCCAAGCGACGGCGGAGAGACCUACAGAGAAAGAUAUUCCAGAACAUGUUAUACCAGAAUCGCGAUCAGUCAGCUCUAACAGUGCGAGCCAUGGAGCAGUAUCGAGUGCUUCUUCUAAAGCAGUCUGGAACCCAGAAGUCAAACUGAUAGAGUCUACCCUAUCUUCGCUUGCAUCACGAAUACAACCACCUCCGUUGUCUGCACAUACUUCUGGAUUUAAGAAAGCUCUCGAUAUCAGCAAAUUGCCUGCAGAAGUACAACACGCUGUCAUAAUGGAUGACUUGUUGUACGUUUUAGUGGGAACGGAGGGACAGUACAUCAGAUUUCAUGAACGGUACAAUCCAGCAAUCGAAGUAGAGCGCCUUGCAGGACCCGAAUUUCGUCUCACAAAAGGCCUGGAUCCCAGUCUGCGCGACAUCACCAAAAAUCUACUGAAAAUGGCAACCUACCAUCUAAGUGUAGAAGCGUUUGUCGAGCAACAAAGCAAGCCAGAAUAUGGCACUGUCAACCACGCGCUGUGUGCGGCUAUGCGCACGAUUGUGAAGGAGUAUUUGGCGUUGAUUUCGGCCAUGGAGUACAGGAUGCUUACAGAUCCUUCGUUUACGCUUACCGUGUUUUCUUUGGAGACAAUGACGAUGGCAAAGAAGCUUAUGGAGCUUAAUUUCCUCAUUGUGAAGCUAUCGAACAAAGAAGUAGCGCAGCCGGAGGAUGCUGAGGACAGCUCUUCUGAUUUUGACAAGAUCAUGGAGACUCUACGCGCAAACGACGGUAAUAUUAACGCGUUGAACGGUAUCGGAGCGUCGACGACGACCUCGUCGAUCAAUAAAGGAGCGGACGUCAUCAAGAUUCUCACGGAUAGACUAUACGCUGUCGCAGGAGAUCCUCCGGCGCGAGAACUCCUGACAUUUCUGUUGCGAGAGUCGUCCAAGCCGUAUGUAAAGAUGCUGAAUCUGUGGCUGCAUCGAGGAAUCAUUAGUGAUCCGUUCGGUGAGUUCCUGGUUAAAGAGCAGAAAGGCAUUCGGCGGGAGAAGAUAGAUCAGGACUACACUGAUGAGUAUUGGGAGAAGCGGUAUCUAAUCCGGAAAGAGGCCUUGCCUUCUCAGAUUGCGGAUACCAGAACGUGUGAGAAAAUUCUGCUCGCUGGAAAGUUUUUGAAUGUCGUUCGGGAAUGCGGGGGAGUCGAUGCCAGCAGCGAGACGACGGAUGCGCCUGAGACGAUCGACGAUUCGCGACUGUUGGCCAAUAUCGAUGUCGCGUACGCGCACGCAAACAGCUACCUGCUGAGUCUGCUCAUCAACACCCAUGGACUCGCGGAGCGACUGACGUCGCUGAAGCACUACUUCUUCCUCGACCAGGCGGAUUUCUUCACCAGUUUUGUUGAGGUUGCUUCGCACGAGCUGAAGAAGCCGGCAAAGUUUGUUUCGACGUCAAAGCUACAGUCUUUGCUAGAUUUGACGCUGCGGCAACCUGGUAGUAUCACCGCGGUCGAUCCGUUCAAGGAGGAUUUGUCGGUGGAGUUGAACGAGGUUGGUCUGACUGAGUGGCUAAUGCGGAUUGUCAGCGUUAGCGGACUUGACCAUACGGACUCGUCCGCUAUAAAGCAGCUGAGCUUUGUACCGACGGAUGACAGAGCGAACGAGAAGGACAAUAAGAAGACGUAUUUGGGAGUACAAGCGCUGCAGUUUGACUUCAAGAUCCCGUUCCCGCUCUCGCUUGUAAUCUCGAGAAAGACGAUCCUGCGGUAUCAGCUGCUGUUUCGACAUCUGGUGGCUCUGAAGCACAUUGAGCAGCUUCUAGGAUCGAGCUGGAAAGAUCAAGCAAAGUCGAUUGGCUGGACUAAGCGGACUGCGAACAAGAAACUGCAUACGUAUAAAGCGCGGGCGUCUAAUUUGCGGGCAAAAAUGCUUGUCUUUAUCCAGCAGGUGCUGUAUUUCUCGACGUCGGAGGUUAUGGAGCCGAACUGGGUGUCUUUGAUGAACAGUAUCGGCAGUAUAGAGACCGUUGACGCGUUGAUGCAGCGGCACGUCGACUUCCUCGAUACAUGUCUUAAAGAGUGCAUGCUGACGAACGCGAAGCUUCUGAAGAUCAUGGGGAAGCUAACUGCCACCUGCCGGAUGUUUUCCUCCUACGUCAACGGUCUCUCGCGAACGCUGCAGAGUGUAGAAGCAAAGCUGAGUGAGAACGACGAAGACGAGUCGAUCGUCAAGCUGCAGACGCUCCUGGACCAGUACGAGCAGAACUUUGACCACCACUUGAAGAUGCUGAUGGAUGGGCUGAACUACUACGCUGCCACGGAGACGGUUGUUCUUUUGAGUCUGUGUGCGAGACUGGAGGUUUGUAUUAAUAGUUAGAGGGAGGGUAGUGUAUGUAUAUGAGUAUGUUUCUGUAAGGGUUUGUCAAGAUGCGCGUGCCACUUUUUCGGGUUGUUUGUUUUAUGUUUUUGCGUUUCAGAGUUUGCAUUUAUAUUAAUAUUCACAAAAUGCACUGAGUUCAAUAUAC